AAAGUCAAGGGAAAGCGACAUCUUCUGGCGAUGAGAACWAGUUUCGCAAUCUAUGUAGAACUGACAAUAGGUCUUCUAUGUUUUUCAGAACAUGGCCAUGCGUUUUCAACGGCACCUCGUGGUGUGGCCACUGUAAAGCAAAAUAGUCACAGAAUUGUAUCACAUUCUAGCUUGCUAUCGCUGAACAUGCAGCAUCAAGGACGCAGAGAAGAGAGUCAAAACCAAGUGUCGUUAUCGGCCUACGCUUCCGAACUUGUGGAUUACGACACAUCCAGCAGCACAUCAGCGAUUCAAACGCUUCCCGACGCCUCUGUGAUGGACUCGUUUGUCCUUCCAGUGGCUAUGGCAUCGCUCAUGGUUACCGGCAACACUGUCGGAGCCGGAAUGUUGGUAAUGCCCGAAGUUGCAGCAGGGCCAGGACCUAUGCUUACGUUUGGAGUGAUGGUUGGAGCUUGGAUGAUGUGUCUUACCUCCGGCCUCACCAUUGCACAAGUCGCGAUUCAAGAGCACGAAGCAAGUGGAAGCGAAGUCCCGAGUUCCUUCAAGGAAUUUGCUGAAGCAACAUUGCCGAGCGCUUCCAACAUGGUUUCGGGGACAUCUGUUUUCAUCAACACACUGGUGGUCGCUUUUGAUGUUUUCAAGGCGGGGCAAAUAGGAAGCACUCUACUACCUAUCUCGAUUCAGUUGGACGGAAUGAUGCUGUCUUACAUUUAUUCGGGACUAUUGGUAGCUCUGGUUUCCACCCAAUCCCUAACAAAUCUAUCUCGAGUUGCGAGUACUCUUGUAGUGGGUCUUUUUGCAACGUUUGCGGGCCUUUUGUUGCCUGGUCUGGCGAAUGUUCCCGAUCCCGUGUCGGUCCUUUCGUUGCCACCGUUGCUACCAACGGAAGACAUCGGGGAUGGAGUCCUUCGCAUGGCACCGGUUGUGAUUUCGGUCCUGGUUUUCCAGAACAUUGUGCCAACAAUCACACGGCUGUUAGAUUACAAUAGAACGAAGGUUGCAACGGCACUCACGUUUGGAUCAUUCAUUCCACUUCUGAUGUACAUGGCAUGGACCAUCACAGUUCUCGGUGGUGGAAUCACUUCGGAACACAGCUUGGGAACUUUGAUGACGUGCUUUUCGCUUAYAACGGUAGCUGGGUCCUCCUUGGGUGGGUCCAUGUCCCUGUCGGAAGAAUUCGAAAUACUGCUCGGUGCUUCUACAAGUGAUGACAGCGUUGAAGAAAUGGGAGGCAAAAACAAGGAUGGUACCUUCUCGCUGCCGAGCGUGGCCAUGCCGGUCGGAAUUGCAAUGAUUCUAGCCCAGGUCUUUUCCUCGGACAUUACAGAAACAUUACAAAUUGCUGGAGGAUUUGGUUCUCCGAUGUUGUAUGGUAUCAUUCCUGUUUCGAUGAUAUUGAUGCAGCAACGGCAAGCCAACAAGAAUGGAAACUUUGGUACCGAAAUUGUAAUUUCUACGCCGACCCCGAAUGACAAAAAUUCAAACAUUAUCCCGGGUGGUAUCUUCGGGCUUGGGACAUUAGGUCUGGGGUCCAUCUCCCUGAUUGGUUUGGAACUAGUACAGACUUCUGGGGGAGGAAUGUAAAUAACAUGGAUGCGAUUCUUUUUGWGAGACUUUUUUGUCAUGCAACGAGAGAACCUCAACCCAGCUACUGCAACACAACUUCGGUUUUAGAUGAUAGAUAACGACUGGUCGAAUGACUUGAUUAGAAUAGAUUAUUAUUUGCUUCGUAUUGGUGAGAGUUCAGAAUUAAACAUUUUGCGACA
This is a messenger RNA of Pseudo-nitzschia multistriata, 1766 nucleotides long. NCBI's taxonomy places the organism in Eukaryota, Bacillariophyta, Bacillariophyceae, Bacillariales, Bacillariaceae. The record is from the annotation of a GenBank genome assembly.